Molecule: messenger RNA, 1218 nt
Organism: Scomber japonicus (chub mackerel)
Lineage: Eukaryota; Metazoa; Chordata; Actinopteri; Scombriformes; Scombridae
Gene: npy2rl
Product: neuropeptide Y receptor Y2, like
Exons: 5
Coding region: 1-1218 (405 amino acids)
Biological process (GO): G protein-coupled receptor signaling pathway
Cellular component (GO): membrane
Molecular function (GO): neuropeptide Y receptor activity
Source: RefSeq, a predicted model, not a curated record
AUGGAGGCCGUCAGCACAGCCAGCAACGCCACAGAGGACGAGUUCCGCCUCCUGCCGCUGCCCGACAACGACUCGGGUUACCAUGACUACAACGCCGGCGGCGCGGCGCCUCCCGCUCUGCCCACGCUGGUGUUCGAGGGGGUGAACUUCCCAGAAGACCCCAUCAAACUGCUCAGUGUGCAGGUGGUGUUGAUCUUGGCCUACAGCACCAUCAUCGUGCUGGGGGUUCUGGGUAAUUCUCUGGUCAUCUACGUCAUCUACCGCUUCAAGACGCUGCGCACCGUCACCAACUUCUUCAUCGCCAACCUGGCAGUCGCCGACCUCCUGGUGAACACGCUGUGCCUCCCCUUCACCCUCGUCUACACGCUGCAGGGAGAGUGGAAGUUCGGCAGCACGCUCUGCUUCCUGCUGCCGUACGCCCAGGGGCUCGCCGUCCACGUCUCCACGGUGACGCUCAACGUCAUCGCCCUGGACCGACACAGGUGUAUAGUGUAUCACCUGGAGACCAGGAUGCGUAAGGAUGUGUGUUUCGCUGUGAUAGCGUUGACCUGGGUGCUGAGCGCUGUGCUCGCUAGUCCUCUGGCCAUCUUCAGAGAGUACGGCUCCUUCACACUGGGGCCUGGACACACUAUACAGGUUUGUACGGAGAAGUGGCCCGGCAAAAACACUGACGGCACCGUCUACAGCAUCUCCAUGUUGAUCCUGCAGUACUUCCUGCCGCUGUCCAUCAUCUCCUUCGCCUACGCUCGCAUCUGGUCCAAACUGCGCGGCCACGUCAGCCCGGCGGAGAGCGGCGUCAACAGCAGCGCCGGCUCCGAACGCCACCGCCGACGCCGCAAGACCACCAAGAUGCUGGUGACCAUGGUGGUGGUGUUCGCCGUCAGCUGGCUGCCCUUCCACGCCUUCCAGCUGGCCACUGACAUCGACAGCACGGUGCUGGACAUGCGUGACUUCCGCUUGCUGUACACCGUCUUCCACGUCGUCGCCAUGUGCUCCACCUUCGCCAACCCGCUGCUCUACGGCUGGAUGAACCGCAACUACCGCGCCGCCUUCCUCGCCGUCUUCAAGUGUCGCAGAGGAGGCGAGAGGGGGAGGACCGGCCGGCUGGACAGCAUCCACCCAGUCGGGGGAGGAGGAGGAGGCGGGGGGAGGGCGAAGAAGAUCGUGCUCGAAACACAGGACGUGGUGUCGACUUGCCUGAACGCCACCGAUGUGUGA